UUUUUUUUCGCUUUUUUUCUCGCUCUUGCUUUGGAGACGCUCUUGAAGGAAUUCAGAUUUGCCGAAAAAAGGGGCUCUUUCCUAUAUUUUGAGACGUUAUAAUAUGGUUCUGACAUUCUAAACUUACUACACAUUCCCAAUGUUGUCUGAAACUCAGAGCUGUGAAAAUUAAGGUACAAGAAAAGUUUAAAGUUCUGAAGUAUUGUUAUUCAUAAGAUAGCUUUAUUCCUAGGAAAAGUAGAUACCAAAACCUUCCCCACCCAUUACACCAUCAACCAAAACUCCCCCAUAAAAUCUUCAAACAUAAAAAACCCACCAAAAAUAUUUGCAAAACUUGUCUUCCUAAUAUGCCAAAGCAAGUCUUGGGCCCACGCCGCACCAACCCCCUCAUCUGGCUCGCCGCCAUCAUCUGUGCCGCCAUAGCCGUGGUGGUGAUCGUGGCCGGGAUCGUCGUCUUCGUCGGCUACGUCACCAUCAAGCCUAAAGUCCCCCAGGUCAGCGUCUCGCAGGCCCAGCUCGACACGGUCUACUUCGACCAGUCGAGCCUGCUCACCGUCCAGAUCACCAUCGUGAUCCGGGCGGAGAACGACAACGCGCGUGCCCGCGCCAGUUUCUACGACACGAGCUUCGCGCUCGCCUUCCGCGGCCAGAAGAUUGCCUACCUGGUCGCGGAGCCGUUCGACGUGGCCGCGAACACGACCAAGGAGUUCAACUACGUGUCCCAGUCGACGCCGAUCCCUCUGAGCCCCGAGCGGGCGGACGCCGUCGGAUCGGCGAUGAAAGAAGGGGUGAUGAGCUUCGAGCUCGUGGGGACCACGAGGACGAGGUGGAAGGUCGGGUUGAUUGGUUCGGUUAAGUUUUGGUUGCAUUUGAAUUGCCAUCUCCGGUUGCCGGUUAACGCUACUGCUAUAUAUCCACGUUGUAGCUCUAGGUCUAAAUAAGAUUGUCCUAUGAAGGAUACUUUUCUUCAAUUUAUUUUGCUACUUUUUUUUAUCUCGUCUGAUAACUUAGACCUACAACAAACGCACCUAAAGAGA
Molecule: messenger RNA, 1037 nt
Organism: Erythranthe guttata (spotted monkey flower)
Lineage: Eukaryota; Viridiplantae; Streptophyta; Magnoliopsida; Lamiales; Phrymaceae
Source: RefSeq, a predicted model, not a curated record